Messenger RNA from Toxotes jaculatrix (banded archerfish), 9888 nucleotides. RefSeq names its product voltage-dependent R-type calcium channel subunit alpha-1E (gene cacna1ea). NCBI's taxonomy places the organism in Eukaryota, Metazoa, Chordata, Actinopteri, Toxotidae. The coding region runs from base 103 to 7560 and encodes 2485 amino acids. The transcript has 48 exons. Gene Ontology annotation, cellular component: neuronal cell body; membrane; voltage-gated calcium channel complex. Gene Ontology annotation, biological process: calcium ion import across plasma membrane; chemical synaptic transmission. Gene Ontology annotation, molecular function: high voltage-gated calcium channel activity. The record is from RefSeq and is a predicted model, not a curated record.
GUGUGUGCUGCCACAUUUACAGUUCCUGUGGAAAGGUGAGCGAAAUGGAAAGGAGCUCUCUCUUUUUAGCACUAUGCUGAGAUCCCGUGCAGCCUUCCCAACAUGCUGGAACUGGGCUCCUGUUCGGUCAGCUCUCAGUCUCUGACAGGGGACCAAAAUGCUUUGGGGCUACCUAGAGCCCCAGGAGGGCCAGAGUGUCCAGUGGGUGGUCUGGAUCUUGGCAUGGGGGCGAUGUGUGGUAGCAGCACCCCCAGGCACCACAUCCUCCACCCAUCCCCAGUGGACUGUGAGAGUUGGCAGAAGCAUCGUGCAGGACUGGCCAGAGGGUCCAGCCUGUAUUCUGAGUCCCACUCUCUAUUGGAACCCCAAAGUCUUUCAACCAGCUACGACAUCCUCUACCUCCCACACAUGUCUGGCCAUGCUCCCCCUCCGCACCCGAACCGUCUGGGCCUCUCUCUUGAUGUAGCCUCAUCUUUCGAUGUUGGUGGGGGGGUGCCGGGGGUGGAUGGAGAUUUGGCACUCAGUCCCAAUGUGAUUAAGAGACGUCGGGGCGGCCUGAUCGAGCAGAGGGACAUUGUCAAAGCCCACCAGGCUCAUAAGAUACACAGCACACCGCAGGCACGGCGCAAGGAAUGGGAAAUGGCCCGGUUUGGAGACGACGUCCCGGGCUUGUUGAGUUCAGGGGAUGGAGGGUCCGAGCGCAACCGGAACCGCGAUGGGGCCGCCGUGUCCACAGGUGGCAUCUCCCCAGCCUUCAAGCAGACCAAAGCGCAGCGUGCCCGCACCAUGGCCUUGUACAACCCCAUCCCGGUCAGAGAGAACUGCUUCACCGUCAACAGAUCCCUCUUCAUCUUUGGGGAGGACAACGUGGUCAGGAAGUACGCCAAGAAAAUCAUUGAGUGGCCUCCGUUCGAAUACAUGAUCCUCGCCACCAUAAUCGCCAACUGUAUCGUCUUGGCUCUGGAACAGCACCUUCCUGGAGAGGACAAAACGCCCAUGUCCAAGAGACUGGAGAAGACAGAGCCCUACUUCAUCGGGAUGUUCUGUUUCGAGGCUGGGAUAAAGAUCAUCGCCCUGGGCUUUGUAUUUCAUAAAGGGUCCUACCUUAGGAACGGAUGGAACGUCAUGGACUUCAUUGUGGUCCUCAGUGGGAUCCUGGCUGCAGCAGGGGCACAUAUGAACAUCUCAGUGGACCUGAGGACUCUGAGGGCGGUGCGAGUGCUUCGGCCCCUCAAACUGGUCUCAGGCAUCCCCAGUCUGCAGAUAGUCCUUAAGUCUAUAAUGAAGGCCAUGGUCCCUCUGCUGCAGAUCGGCCUGCUCCUGUUUUUUGCAAUCCUCAUGUUCGCCAUCAUUGGCCUGGAAUUUUACAGCGGCAAACUGCACUACACCUGCACACCGCAGCCUGGAAUACUCGAAAACGAGACAGUGGACUCCUCUGAGUUUGAGUUCCCUUGUGGUGUGCGUCAGUGUCCACCCAAGUACACCUGCAGCGAUACCUGGAUCGGCCCUAAUGACGGCAUCACCCAGUUCGACAACAUCCUGUUUGCUGUUCUCACUGUCUUCCAGUGCAUCACCAUGGAGGGAUGGACCACUGUACUCUACAAUGCCGACGAUGCCUUGGGCCCCAGCUGGAACUGGCUCUACUUCAUCCCUCUCAUCAUCAUUGGCUCUUUUUUUGUCCUGAACCUGGUACUGGGAGUCCUCUCUGGGGAAUUUGCCAAGGAGAGAGAGAGGGUGGAAAACCGCAGGGCCUUCAUGAAACUGAGACGCCAACAGCAGAUUGAGAGAGAGCUCAACGGCUACCGGGCCUGGAUCGACAGAGCAGAGGAGGUGAUGCUUGCUGAGGAGAAUAAGAAUCCAGGACCUUCUGCCCUCGAUGUGUUGAAGAGAGCCACCACCAUCAAGAGGAGAGGCAUGGAUGUGGUCAGGGGGCAACCAGGGGAGGAACAAUAUGGUGACAUCUCCUCUGUGGGCAUCCCCAUGGCCAGAGCAAGUAUCAGGAGUGCCAAGCGAGGUCCUACAGCCUAUUUUCGGCGGAAGGAGCGUCUCCUGCGCAUCUCAAUCCGCCGCAUCGUAAAGACACACACUUUCUACUGGACGGUCCUCGGCUUAGUCGCCCUCAACACACUGUGUGUGGCCAUUGUUCACCACAACCAGCCCCUCUGGCUGUCCAGCUUCCUCUACUAUGCAGAGUUCCUGUUCCUCGCUCUGUUCCUGACUGAGAUGUUUCUGAAGAUGUAUAGCUUGGGGCCACGCCUCUACUUCCAUUCCUCCUUUAACUGCUUUGACUGCAGUGUAAUUGUUGGCAGCAUCUUUGAAGUGCUGUGGGGUUUCUUCAGGCCUGGCACUUCCUUUGGCAUCAGUGUCCUGCGUGCUCUCCGUCUGCUGAGGAUAUUCAAGAUCACCAAGUAUUGGGCGUCUCUGAGAAACCUGGUUGUCUCUCUCAUGAACUCCAUGAAGUCCAUUAUCUCCCUCAUUUUCCUUCUUUUCCUCUUCAUCGUUGUCUUCGCACUCCUUGGCAUGCAGCUCUUCGGUGGCAGGUUCAUAUUUGAAGACUACACCCCGACCAACUUUGACACCUUUCCUGCAGCCAUCAUGACCGUCUUUCAGAUUCUGACUGGAGAGGACUGGAAUGAGGUUAUGUACAACGGUAUUCGCUCUCAAGGAGGAGUGAAGUCUGGCAUGUGGUCCUCCAUCUACUUUAUAGUGCUCACAUUGUUUGGGAACUACACUCUACUGAAUGUCUUCUUGGCCAUUGCUGUGGAUAAUCUUGCCAAUGCGCAAGAACUUACCAAGGAUGAAGAGGAAGCAGAGGCAGCGUUCAACCAGAAGCACGCUCUCCAGAAAGCGAAGGAGGUCGGACCGCUGUCCUCCUUCAUGUCUUCAGAGAGAGAGAGAAGAAAAAGGAUGACCAUGUCAGUGUGGGAGCAGAGGACCAGCCAGCUGCGGAGACACCGCCAGAUGUCCAGCCGAGAGAUCCUGUUCAGCAGUCCCAGCGAGGAGAAGGACGGGCCUCCUGCUUCAGCCCAGGCCCAGCACGGGCAUCCACUGUCGUUGCAUCGCAAGGCCAUGCACACCCCAUCAGGGAGUGUGAAGCUCCUGACAGACCCUUUAGCCUCCCCAGCCAAGAACCAGGCUUCAGGCUCCUCUGUGUCUGUGGACAUGCCUCUGGGCGCCGCCCUCUCUGGUGACAUACCUGAACCCCCGAUGUCAGUGCCAGAGUCGCUGGAUCCCACAAAUGUGCCUCUUCCUGGUGCUUCUAUGUCCACAACCAUACCAGAGCCUCCUGAAUCAGAGCCCGUUUCUGAGAGUAGAAAACUGGAGGUUAAUCAGAGUCACAACACCAUGAACGAGCGUCGGAGCCCCAGGUUGAAUGGCGAUCGCCAACACAGGGCAGUGAAGAAGUUCAGACCACCAGAUAACGUUGACACACUGACUCCUGAGAUGGGAGGUCUCAGCGGGAUCAGGGACAGGAGGGCCCUGCAUCACUGUGACCAUCAGAGCGGAGCCAGAAGCCAGGGCUCAUCUCCAGGCAACGGGAGCCACUUGGCAAGUCACUUGGUCAGCAGAGAGAGGAAGAGAAACCCAGGGAAAGCAGAGGAGAAGGAAGCGGAGACCAAAAGGGAAGACGAGGUGUCCAAACCUGAGGAGAGCAGACAGGGUGACCAGAAUGAAGUCAGGGGCACAAACCCACCAGACAACCAGAGCCAUACUGGUGACCAGUGUCCUCAGAAGCAGGAAGAGCUUCUUCAGCAAUCAGACUCUUGUCCACCUUCCAUCCCAGAGGAGGACAAAGAAGAGAAAGAGACGGAGCAGGACCAGGACAAAUCUCAACUCAGCUCCAGUGUGAUCAUCGAGGUUCCCAAUGUACAAUCAUGUCUGGAGCUCUCUACCAUCACAGUCAACAAUAAGGACCCUGAAACCUGUAAGUCGGAGAAGGAGGAGGCAGAGGAAACGAGUCCUGUCAACACUGUGAUUCCAAACAGCAUGUUCAUCUUCAAACCUGACAACCCGGUGCGUCGAGCAUGUCACUAUGUGGUGAACCUCAGGUACUUUGAAAUGUCCAUCCUGCUGGUUAUAGCUGCCAGUAGUAUAGCACUAGCUGCUGAGGACCCUGUGGCUACCUCCUCUGACUGGAAUAAGGUUCUGCGUUACUUUGAUUACGUGUUCACCGGAGUCUUCACAUUUGAAAUGAUUAUAAAGAUGAUUGACCAGGGUCUGAUCCUCCAUGAUGGCUCCUACUUCAGAGAUCUGUGGAACAUCCUAGACUUCAUCGUCGUGGUGGGAGCACUGGUGGCCUUCGCCCUCACCAAUGUGAUGGGAAAUAACAAAGGACGGGACAUUAAAACCAUCAAAUCUCUGAGAGUGUUGCGUGUCCUCAGACCGCUGAAGACCAUCAAGAGGCUUCCUAAACUCAAGGCGGUUUUUGACUGCGUGGUGACAUCUCUGAAGAAUGUCUUCAACAUCCUGAUUGUCUACAAACUUUUUAUGUUCAUCUUUGCCGUCAUCGCUGUGCAGCUCUUUAAGGGGAAGUUUUUCUACUGUACCGACAGCUCGAAGGACACUCAGAAGGACUGCCAAGGUUACUACAUCGACUACGGGAAGGACAAGAAGGAGGUGAAAAGAAGAGACUGGAAGAGGCACGAGUUUCACUACGACAACGUCAUCUGGGCUCUGCUCACCCUCUUCACUGUGUCCACUGGAGAGGGGUGGCCUCAGGUCCUGCAGCACUCAGUGGAUGUGACCGAGGAGGACAGAGGGCCGAGCCACGGCAACAGGAUGGAAAUGUCGAUCUUCUACGUCAUCUACUUUGUCGUCUUCCCUUUCUUCUUCGUCAACAUCUUUGUGGCUCUCAUCAUCAUCACCUUCCAAGAGCAGGGGGACAAGAUGAUGGAGGAGUGCAGCCUGGAGAAGAACGAGAGGGCCUGCAUAGACUUUGCCAUCAGCGCCAAGCCCCUGACCCGUUACAUGCCGCAGAACCGUCACACGUUCCAGUACCGUCUGUGGCAUUUUGUGGUGUCACCCUCAUUUGAGUACACCGUCCUGGCCAUGAUCGCCCUCAACACCAUUGUACUGAUGAUGAAGUACUACUCUGCCCCGCCGGCGUAUGAGGCCGUACUGAAGCACCUGAACACGGCUUUCACCGUUCUCUUCUCUAUUGAGUGUGUCCUCAAGAUCAUGGCCUUCGGCUUUCUGAACUACUUUCGAGAUACAUGGAACAUUUUUGACUUCAUCACUGUCCUGGGCAGCAUCACUGAGAUCGUGGUAGACCUGCAGUUUGUUGAUACUUUCAACAUGAGUUUCCUGAAACUAUUCCGAGCUGCUCGUCUGAUCAAACUGCUGAGACAAGGUUACACCAUCCGGAUUCUUCUGUGGACCUUUGUGCAGUCCUUCAAGGCCUUGCCCUAUGUCUGCCUGCUCAUCGCCAUGCUCUUCUUCAUCUACGCCAUCAUUGGCAUGCAGGUGUUUGGGAACAUAAAGCUGAACGAGGAGACUCAUAUUAACCAGCACAACAACUUCAAGACCUUCUCUGGUGCUCUGAUGCUGCUCUUCAGGAGUGCCACAGGGGAGUCAUGGCAGGAGAUCAUGUUGUCGUGUCUGGGGCCCAAGGACUGUGAGACGGACCCUUCUCUUACGUCCGAGCAGGAGGGGGGCUGUGGCUCCGACUUUGCCUAUUUCUACUUUGUCUCCUUCAUCUUCUUCAGUUCCUUCCUGAUGCUGAACCUGUUUGUUGCUGUGAUCAUGGAUAACUUUGAGUAUCUGACGAGAGACUCGUCCAUCCUGGGUCCCCACCACCUGGAUGAGUUUGUCCGGAUCUGGGGGGAGUAUGAUCGUGCCGCCUGUGGUCGUAUCCAUUACACAGACAUGUAUGAGAUGUUGACCAACAUGUCGCCACCUCUAGGCCUGGGCAAGAAAUGCCCCCCCAAGGUGGCAUAUAAGAGACUAGUCCUGAUGAACAUGCCUGUGGACGAUGACAUGUCCGUCCACUUCACCUCCACUCUCAUGGCCCUCAUCCGCACCGCUCUGGAAAUCAAGAUAGCCAGAGGGGGAGAGGACAGAAAUCAGAUGGACCUGGACCUGCAGAAGGAGAUCAGUGUCAUCUGGCCUCAUCUCUCUCAGAAGACACUGGACCUGCUGGUCCCCAUUCACAAAGCCAGUGACAUGACCAUAGGGAAGAUCUAUGCCGCCAUGAUGAUCAUGGACUACUACAAGCAGAGCAAGGCUAAGAAGCUCCGACAGCAACUAGAGGAACAGAAACAUGCUCCUAUGUUCCAGCGUAUGGAUGCCUCCUCUCUGCCUCAAGAAAUCCUAUGCAAUGCCAAAUCCCUGUCAUUCCUCAGACACAGUGCCGGAUCUGCUCUCACCAGAGGAGGUUUUGUGGCACUCAGUCCCAUCUCUCCCCAAGAGAUGUUCCUGCAGCCGCUCUCCCUCUCCAGGGAGGAGAAAGACGAGGAGGGUGACGACGACUACCGUUCACCCUACCACCCCUACCACCACUCACAUCACCACCACCACCAUUUACACACACUGGUGCCAGAUGUAGUGGAGUAUAACCAAGUGAUGCAGCAGGCCAGGCAGGACCCAACAGUUAUUAAAUCACCUCAGCGGACGGCAUCUAUCAGAGCGUCCUCCAUGCCCAGACUGGCUGUUGAUCCACAGCCUGGGAUGUCAGCAGACAGUAAGCUGAUGAAGCGUUCCUUCUCCACCAUCGGAGAUCAGUGUGUGAACGGCCUCUGGCAGGAGCAACACUCUCUGGAGAGAGUCAGUCCUGACGGCACAUACAGACCCCGACAGCGGAGCUACAGAGCAACCCAACUCUCAGGCCCAAGAAUCAACCACAGAGAAACAAGUAGUCACGAGAGAGGGAGAUCUAAGGAAAGGCGCCACCUACUGUCUCCGGACGUGUCCCGCUGCAACUCUGAGGAGCGAAGCCAGGACCCUUCAUGUGAGAGGAGACGGUCCCCCUCACCCAGCGAAGGACGCACACACACCUUACAGAGACAGGUGAACACAUCAGGCAGCCCUGCCCACUCAGCCUCAGAGUCCAGUACUCCUCGCAAUCGACGCCAGCUGCCACAGACACCCUCUCGCCCGCGGCCUUACAUCUCCUAUUCCCCUCUGGUUUGCCGAGCCCAUACCUCUCCCACACCAGCAGCCUCCUCUGAGGGACACACCCAGCCUCAGGACGGCCCUGGUGGCUCCACAGAGUCCUCGUGGAAGGCUGACAAGGAGGGCGGGCCCCUAACUACAGGUGAGGGGUCAUCCGGAGGCCAGGUUUCAGGACCGAGUCACCCAUCUCCUCACCGCUACAUCUCAGAGCCCUACCUCCCGUUCCACGAGGACCUUGGUGGUGGCGAGGCAGGCGAGAGGCAGGAGACCCUUACCUUUGAGACUGCCAUGGCAACCAGCCUGGGCCGGGCCAAUGCCAUAAGCUCCGCCCCUCAGCUUAGACACUCCUGGCAGGUUCCUAAUGGGCAUUUCCGGAAGCACUUGGGCCAGACGACCCCUGCUGGAGCCAGCGAGCUGCUAAGUGACACAGAUGAGGACGACCGCUGCUAGAACACCAGAGAGGAAGAGGAGGCACAGAGUGACUGGGCACCUCAGAGCAUCUCUACAUGGCAUCAGAAGACUGUAGCUCCUCUGUGGCUCGGAGACCUUGUAUUCUCAGCACCAGUAGCAUAACAGGCAGGACUGCUGAACACCACUGCUAUUUUUGUGGAUACCUGGGUGUCUGUCUGCAAUGUGUCCUUGUUUGUGUGUGUUGUUGUAGCUAGACGGAGGCUACGUGUGUGAACAUGGGUGUGUGUUUAUGUGUGUGUUUAUGUGUGUGUGUGUGUGUGUGUGUGCACUCUCAAUUGAGAAAACUUGCCAAAUCAAAAGAAUAGCAGAGGCUGACGGUACCAUGAGUAGCUCACUGCAGGCAAACCCAUGUGUUGCCAAGCCUUCCCACACAAGUUAGUGUUUUGAUUGUUAUUUGAACAAAAUAUGGUGAGACGUCGAUCCAAGUUGUCCAAUUCUCUCAUUAAAUCCAAGAAACUAAUUUAAGUGCAUUUUGUGUAGGUGAACAUAGAAGUAGCAUGUAAAAAUGUAAUACGAUGAAUGUAUUUUAGCUUUUGGUUCUUACGUUCAGGUCAUUUGAGAAGGUUGCUGUUCGUCUUUACUGUGCAUAGUUGUAAGAGUAGCAGUGAAAAAAGGGUUGAUUCAGCCAGAUUUUUACCAGUUUACAACUGGAAACCAGCCAUUCCCAAAAGUUCAUGUUUACAAAAACAAUAUCCACUUGGUUCAUGGGCAUUAUACAGUCACUAAUCAAUGAGUAGUCAAGUUCCAGACUAUAAAGUGAGCUAAACCUCUAGUGAUGGUCAAGUUAUUUUUCUGGCCUUUAUGUGAAAACAGUAAGAGUGUGCACUCAUCAGCAGCACAGUACACAUUUAUGUCACGUCUGCGGUGUGAAAAAGAUGCUGAAGAUCUUGAACAGAUAACAGAAUAAGAGAGGUUUUGUCUCAGGAUACUGGACCAUCGGUUUUGUAAUAUAUUAUCUUCUCUAGAUCUCCGUAAAAUGAACACUUGUAUAAAUCAGAAAGACUAGAUGAGUCUCUUAACCUUACACAUCAGUCAGCAUGAUGUCCAACGACAAGACUGUCGCAAGGACCAGACUGGUGGAGUUUUCACACAGGUCCUCUGGUCCACAUCUGUUCUGUUUAUGGACUAUAAUGGCUUUGGCCUGAGGUAUAACCAUCUGUAGGACAGGCAGACGAAUGGGUGAAGCCAAAUGGGUGUUCAUUCUCCACAUAUCUGUGCUGGAUAACCACUGUUGAUGCUGUGUCGGAGAGGUGACUAAAGCCAUUUUCCUCCUGUACAUAGAGCCGAGGAUGUGUCUUCUUCAGGAUUUGUUGCCUUCUUCUGCGUGAUGAGAAAAUCCUUUAUACAUGUGAUGCAAAUCAUUUCAACAACAUGGAUGCUUUUACAAAAGAGGAAUUGCAGGCACAGUAUGGUUUGUGUCUUUGUUAUUUACCACAUUGUUUCUGUCACACUGAGGUCUAUGUUUUCGGCCAGUAGAAACAAGGAUUACAGUAAUUUCUGUGCUCCAGAGUUAUAGUAAAUUCCCACAUGCAUGAUUCAUGGUGACAACGAUAAUGGGAGAUGUGUGAGAGAUGUGUCUUAGAGCUGCCUGAUUGUUCUUAUUUUAGUGUAUCCAUUAUGUUCAAUGAGAUUUGUUUUGCCAACAAAGUAAUUAUGAAACAUCAGACAGAGAAAUGUUCAUGCUUUCUCAUUCCCAGCAUUCACUGUCAGUAUCUUUGAACACUUUCAGACAUUUGUUGUUGCCCCUAAAUAAGAUGUAUAUUUAUAUCAUGUGCUGUUGUGUUGUUUCAGUAUGUUGAGUUUGACAUGUUUUCUGAAAUGUGAACACAGGACUAUCUGGACUGAGGAUCCACAGGUCAGGAGAGAUCAUACCAACCUGCUGGAGCCCUGAGCAGAAAGUCCUGGACUGAAACGAUGUAUUUUAGCAGAGAAACCUCCUUUGAAGUGUGUUGACUACAAGGUUCAAUUUAUACAGUAUACAGGUUAGGGUAAGGCUUCAGCCUGUAGUUUAUAGGCCCGUGCUUAACGUGUACAGUGCAGCCUAGGACUUGACCUUGAUGUCCGUCUGUACAGAACAGCCUAAUCUGUGCCUGGGGACAUUCACUCAAAGAGGUCCCUAUCAAGCCUGGAUUUCAUAGUUAGAGAAGCUUUCUGGUAAAUAUGUAGUAUAAACUGUACAAAAUAAAUCCAUGUUUAAUUUAUUGCACUGUUUAUAUUUUAUUUCCAUCAUGAUGCCUGUCUAUGACUUUAACAAAAGAAAGUGUUUACAUAUCUGUUCAAAGGACCAUUAAAAAGAGAUCACUUGUC